Messenger RNA from Misgurnus anguillicaudatus (oriental weatherfish), 4397 nucleotides. Lineage: Eukaryota; Metazoa; Chordata; Actinopteri; Cypriniformes; Cobitidae. The record is from RefSeq and is a predicted model, not a curated record.
UCACGCCACACCUGUAGUCUCACCUCUACAGGAAGAAUCAGGAUGCUCGAGACUCACGCUCACAAACAGCUCGAAACUACGUGGGAAGACAAGUGUACCGUCUUUCAUAAAAUAUGCUUAUUUUCAAGUACGAAAAACAUGCGUAGUCGAGUCAGCAGAAAUGUGCCCUCGUAAAAAUAGCUUUAGUUAAAAGUCUGCGGUUACUCGCGCAAGACACCUACGGCGCGUCGUGAGUUUCGCUGUAGCUGAAGACACCUGACGGCCUUGCGUGACACAGUCAACGUCAACAUAGCCUACUGAGGAUCACAGCCACCAAUGUCGAACAACACUUCGUUUGACAUGGACACGCUGGAGUCUGGGAAAAAAAUAGCGGUUGAUGCCUCAAAUCCAUCAGAGCCUUUUCUUCCAACUUCUAAUGUAAAUAAUGUAAAUAAGGAGAAAAAGAAGAAAAUAUCAUGCAGGGAAGUGCAUGUGGCCAUUGGUGUACUCCUAGCAAUUGCAAUUAUUGCAUUAGUAACCGGACUGCUGGUGUGGCAUUUCCAUUUCAGACCACGGAGGGUAACUAAGAUGUUUAGUGGCUCUCUGACCAUCUCCAGCCAGACCUUCUCAGAUGCUUAUGAAAACAAUAACAGCACUGAAUAUCAAGAAUUAGCUGCAAAGGUGUCAAAGCAGUUCAAAACUAUAUACAAACAAAAUCGGUCACUUUCCAAAUACCAUGUGGGAUCCAGUGUUUCAGGUUUCAGUGAGAGCAACAGUAACGGCAUCAUUGCAUAUUACAUGUCUGAAUUUAAUAUGCCAGAAUACCGAGUUUCUGAAGUGGAAGAGGCUUUGGAUACGUUAAUGUCAGGGGCAGAAAAUGCAAGGCAAAGCCGCAGGGGCAGUAGCAGCUCGACUGGCAGUAGCCUCACUAUAGAUGGAAUGACGUCUGGGGCUGUGGAUGCUCGGCUAUCUAGCAGAAGCCUUAAAAGUUCCACUAAGAGGUCUCAUCACGCCCAUAAUAACCACACAGACAGUAUCUGGUCUCCAGGUUUUCCUAAUUCUACCUACCCCUCAAAUCUUUUUACGGAGUGGCAGAUUCGGGCCGACCCAGGGCACAGGAUCAGACUGGAGUUUGAUGUCCUAGACAUGGAGAAAGACUGUCAUAAUGACUUCAUUAAAGUGUAUGACUCGCUGGCCCUGACAGAGAAGCAGGUCAUAACAGAGAAAUGUGGAUAUCGUUUACCCAACGAGCUAUUACAUUUCUUGUCUUCUGGAAAUGUCAUGCUGGUCACACUGGUUACAAAUGGAGAGAAAAACUACAGAGGUUUCUCAGCAUUUUACUCUCAGGUCCCAGUAAAUGAUCAAGAGUGUGGGGGUACACUAUCUGGGCUUAGUGGUACUUUCAAAUCACCUGGUUAUCCUUCCCACUACCCACCUCAGAUUGACUGUGUCUGGAACAUUGAGGUUCCCCCAGGAAAGCAUAUCAAGAUAAAGUUCAACAAGUUCUCUAUACAUACCCCUGAAGACAACACACUCUUCUGCCCCACAGAUUACCUGGAGUUAAACUACAGGAUAUGUGGAGAGAAGCCGCCCAAAACUGUGUACUCUUUGAAAUCAAACCGUGCCACAGUCAAAUUUCAUUCGGAUAUGUCUUAUGUGAGCGAGGGCUUUUUUGCAGAAUUUGAGGCCUUUGAACCCACUAAUCCAUGUCCUGGCAAAUACCAGUGUGACAAUGAUCUGUGUGUACCCAUUCACCUCCAGUGUGAUGGCUACAAUGACUGUGGAGAUAUGAGCGAUGAGAGGGGCUGCAUAUGUAAUGAGACUCAAAUCAAGUGCAAGAACGGCUUCUGCAAGUCUCGUUUCUGGCAGUGUGAUGGUGUGAACGAUUGUGGAGAUAACACGGAUGAAGAGAACUGCAAGAAGUGCAAAGCUAAAGAGUUUAGCUGUAAAAACGGACGCUGCAUCUCUGCACAAAAGCAGUGCAAUGGCUACAAUGACUGUGGUGAUGGCUCAGAUGAGUCUCGGUGUGCGAAAUCCAUUGUUGUUCGCUGCUCUGAUGUCUCUUACAAGUGCCAAAACAACCAGUGCAUAAGCAAGCUGAACCCUAUGUGUGAUGGAGAGAUAGACUGUGAAGAUGAAUCAGAUGAGGCCGACUGUAAAUGUGGGACAAAGCCUUAUAAGUCUUCUCGUAUUGUGGGUGGAAAGGACUCGGAUGAGGGAGAGUGGCCCUGGCAGGUCAGCCUGCAUAUGAAGACACAAGGUCAUGUAUGUGGUGCAUCUGUUAUCAGUAACAACUGGCUUGUUACUGCUGCUCACUGCGUGCAGGACAGUGAAAAAUACAGAUACUCCCAGCCUGACCAAUGGGAAGUGUAUCUAGGCCUCCACACUCAGAGUGAGACCAGUACUGCGACGCUUAAAGGUGUGAAACGCAUCAUCCCUCACCCACGUUAUGAUCACACAUCGUAUGACAAUGACAUUGCUCUAAUGGAGCUGGAUAGCCCUGUGAUUCUGAACCAGAACAUCUGGCCUAUCUGCUUACCUGAACCCACACACGACUUCCCAGUAGGCAAAUCUGUAUGGAUUACCGGCUGGGGCAAACUGAGAGAGGAAAUUGAAUCCGUUGCAGAAGUGUUGCAGAAGGCUGAGGUGCGCAUUAUUAACGGCACUGUGUGUAAUAGACUGCUGGAUGACGGGAUAACGCCGCGGAUGAUCUGUGCGGGUGUGCUGAGCGGGGGCAUUGAUGCCUGCCAGGGUGAUUCAGGUGGUCCAAUGUCUUCCACAGAAGAAAAUGGACGAAUGUUUCUCGCUGGAGUGGUGAGUUGGGGAGACGGCUGUGGUCGCAGGAACAGGCCUGGCGUUUACACACGAGUCACUGAAUAUCGCAGCUGGAUCAGACAAAUGACAGGGGUGUAAAGUCAAAGCGUUGAGAUAUAAACAGCGAGUUAAAGCACAUGUAUUGAGAUUGUUGAGAAAAAAAGGACAGGGUUUCCCGGACGGGGUUUAGAUUUAUCCAGGACUACCCCUUAUAAAAUACAAUACUGGUUUGCAUCUUGAAAAAAACGAUGACAUUGAUAUAUGUUAAAGGUGCAUUGUGUAAUUUUUAGUAGGAUCUCUUGACAUAACUAUGUGUAUUAUAUUGUAUAAAUAGUAUAUUGUGGUGUAUAAAGGCCUUACAAAAUGUACUGAAUUGUUUUCAUUACCUUAGAAUGAGCCGUUUUUAUCUACAUACUACAUGAAAGUCGUCAUCAUGUUUCUACAGUAGCACUUAAUAGACAAACUGUUCUACAGAGCGCAGUUCGUCCCUAAAUUGUCUCAAACGAUGACAUGUUUGUCCUGUUGCGGUAACCAUAUGCGUCUUAAAAUGAGGGGUAAGCUGUUGGUUGCAAUUCACAAUCUCACCACUAGAUGCCGCUAACAUUUACACACACCACCUUUAAGAUAUGCCAGUGCAAAUUAAGGCAGCUCCAACAUGCAUUUUAGUCUGGGACAAGUAUAAACCCUAUCCGGGAAACUUUUCCAAAGAGUACUGUAGUCUGUAGUAACCAGCAUUAGGGAUUUCUGAAAUCAAGCCAAAUGUCUGCAUAUCAUUUUUGAAUUCCUUUUAGAUUUCAUAAAGAUAAUAAUGAGAAAAAAAGCUCUCACGGUUGUUUUUAUGUUUUGUAUGUGUUAAUGUUCUUGCAAUGUUUUGCAUAUGUGCACUAUGAGGAUUUUGAGCUUAAGCAGUGGUGCAAAUGCUGUGGAAAAAGGGUAUUUUCUCUUAAACGCCACGUUACACUUUUAAAUCAUUAAUACUUGAGUGCAUCUCAGGGAUUUUUGUUGUGUAAUUGUUGGUUACUUUAAUGUUUUAAUAGAUUGUGUAACCAUUUUUCUUUUAGUACAUUGCAGUGGUGUCCUGCAUGCCUUUCACGUUAAAGAGAUUUUAUGUGUAUCAAAUCUACGCACAAGUAUAUUUUAUUGAAAAUAUACUUAUACACUUUACAUAUACUAGGAUAGAAUUAUCGAAUAUUCAUAUAUUGUUCAUAAGUAAUGCCAUGCUUGUAUGUCCUUUUUCUUUACAUUUAUAUGUCAGAAAGUGUAUUCGUGUACAUUAUACAGAUGUAAAUUUUUGACAAACAAAUGUUAUUUUUAGUAUUUUGUAAUCGUUUUAUUUUUGCAUUCCUGUUCACAUUGUGAGUUUUUAUUUUAUGUGUAUUAAAAUUUUAUUUUUGUUAAUGCCCUAGUUUACUGCCUUGGAUUCUUAACAUUAAAAGAUUUAAACAUUAUUUGUAUUUGCUUGUUGUUUUGAAUGUAGGGGUUUAUGCUCCACACAGAUGUAAGUAAAAGUACAUCAUAUAAGUUGUGAUAUACAAGUCUAACAGAGACACAAAACGGCCAAAAACAAUUAUCAAACUUUUCCAAAUUUACAUUUAUUAUAAACA